AUGUCGUACUCCGAUCAGAUAGAUCAACUGGCAUCGAAAUUUAAUGAUGAGUCUGCUUCCCUUCAAACUAGACAUGCUGCUACUUCUGAGCUAUGUGAUUUAUUGGAAUUUAUGAAUACUCCUGAGAAUUACCAGAGUUUUCUGAAAGUAGUGGCACCGGCUUUAGUUCAGCAGUUGAAAGUGGUUCCACCUUCUUUCAACUUAGCUUCUCCAGAACACAAGCUGAGAAACUCAAUUUUGAACGUAUUGAAUAGAUGUCCGAUGAAUUCAACUUUAGAACCUUACGUGGAAAGUAUGCUUGAAGUUUUAUUGGACAGUUUACCGAAAGAAAAUGAAGAGAAUGGUGUGCUAUGCAUGAAAGCACUCACAUCUCUGUUUAAAUCGUUCAAGGCCCUAUUACAGAAUAAAGUCGAAGAGUUUAUUCAGAUAAUUAUUCAAAUAUACAAGAAUACUCCAGAAUCCGUGAGGCAAACGUUUGAUGAGAACUCCGAUGCAAUUUCUUCCGAGGAUGAAAUGAGAGAUGAUCAAUCACUGAAUGGUGAUAUGAAUAGCAACGAAAUCAACGAGGAUGGUGACGUGAAGACUGAAGAUCCCGGAACGGUUAAGGACUCCAGGUCGACGAUGUAUUCUUUCAAGAUCCUGUCGGAAUGUCCUAUCACUAUGGUUACACUUUAUUCUUCGUAUAAGCAACUGACGGGCACUUCACUUCCGCAGUUUACUCCGCUUGUGAUGGACUUGCUAAAUAUGCAGGUCUCACAGCAGCAGAGGGCGCGUGAAGAAGCAGAGGCUAGAGGUGAGAGAUUCACGUCGGUGUCGCCAGAGAUCAAGAAGCGUGGCGCGUACUGUGAGUUCAUCUUAGCACAGAUAAAGGCAACUUCGUUCCUAGCGUACGUGUUUAUCAGAGGUUACGCUUCCGAUUUUUUACAAAAUUGUGUUGGUUUCAUACCAGACCUAAUAAUACGACUGUUGCAAGACUGUCCUUCGGAACUGUCAUCCGCGAGGAAAGAACUAUUGCAUGCAACAAGGCAUAUUCUGUCUACCAACUAUAAGAGGCUUUUUCUACCCAAGUUAGAUUAUUUGUUCGAUGAAAAAGUGCUGAUUGGAGUUGGUUUUACUACCCAUGAGACCUUGCGCCCUUUAGCUUAUAGUACAGUUGCUGAUUUCAUUCAUAACGUCAGGGCAGAGCUGCAAUUGGAUGAUAUAGAAAAGACAAUACGAAUGUACACGGGCUACCUACUGGAUCAAUCUUUGGCACUUACAGUUCAAAUAAUGAGCGCAAAAUUACUACUUAACUUGGUGGAGCGAAUUCUGAAAUUAGGCAAGGAAAAUCCACAAGAGGCUCCAAGAGCUAAGAAACUUCUGAUGAUCAUCAUAGAUGCCUAUACUAAUAGAUUUAAGACAUUAAAUGGACAAUAUAAUUCCAUUAUGAGACAUCAUAAUCAAUAUGAAAAGGAUAAAAAUUCCAAGACAAAGAGAAUCCAACAGGCUGCGAUAACGAGUAACGAAGACACAGAUAAUUUUAUGAAAGAAGUGUUACAUUUCGAACCUGAUGUACCGAAUAUUGAGGACCCAAAUUCAGUUCAAGAUUCCGAAGGUGAUAUUAAAUUGAAUGGCCAGGACACGAAGUCGGAUGAAGUUGAACUUGAGUUACCUGAUUUAAAAAACCACGCUCCAUUACUCUUGACCCCAGUUGGAACUAGUGACCCCGUCAGGGACGCUUUUUACCUCUAUCGCACCCUGAUGUCGUUUUUGAAGACUAUUAUUCACGACCUGAAAGUCUUCAACCCACCACCAGCUGAAUACACGAUAACAAAUCCUAAACUUUGGGUUUCUGUUUCGAGAGUGUUUUCCUAUGAGGAAGUCGUGGUAUUCAAGGAUCUUUUCCAUGAGUGUAUAGUGGGUUUGAGGUUUUUCUCUAGUAAUGCAGGUAAGCCUCUUCCUUCAGUCAAGAAACAUUUUGAUAUAACAAUGCCCAGCUUACCAGUUUCGGCCACAAAGGACGGAAGAGAAUUAAUGGACUACUUGGCAUUCAUGUUUAUGCAGAUGGAUUCCUCGACAUUCAAUGAAAUUAUAGAGUCUGAGAUGGAGUUCAUGUACGAAAGUAUGCUCCAAGAUUCCGCACUGCUGCACAUUGCACAGUCUUUCUUAACAAGCGAGAUAACAUCACCCAAUUUUGCUGGUAUACUGCUGCGGUUCCUGCAAUCAAAAUUAAAAGACCUUGGCAAUGUGGAUUUCAAUAAAUCAAACAUUUUAAUCAGACUUUUCAAACUCUCGUUUAUGUCCGUCAAUCUCUUCCCAAACCUUAACGAAAUUGUAUUACUUCCCCAUCUAAAUGAUUUGAUUUUGAGUUCCCUAGACUAUUCGACAACGGCUGAAGAACCGCUGGUAUAUUUUUACCUAAUAAGAACCCUUUUUAGGAGCAUAGGUGGAGGCAGGUUUGAGAAUCUUUACCGCUCGAUAAAACCUAUCCUACAAGUACUGCUGCAAUCUCUGAAUGGCAUGAUCUUAACCGCUCGUUUACCUCAUGAACGUGAACUUUAUGUGGAGCUUUGCAUCACAGUGCCGGUACGCUUAAGCGUUCUUGCCCCCUUCCUCCCAUACUUAAUGAAACCUCUGGUUUACGCUUUGCAAGGGUAUCCUGAUUUGGUGUCACAAGGUUUACGAACACUCGAGUUAUGUAUUGAUAAUCUGACAGCUGAGUACUUUGACCCAAUCGUUGAACCAGUGGUGGAAGAUGUUACAAAAUCGUUGUUCAAGCUACUUAAACCUCAACCUUUCAAUCAUACGAUCAGUCAUACAGCUGUCAGGAUAUUGGGAAAACUUGGGGGGCGUAAUCGCCGCUUCCUCAAGUCAGCUUCUGACUUGAAAACAAAGGAUGAGCUAGACCUUGAAAUUAACGCAAUGUUCAGGAUUAAUGGUAUAAUUGAAGAAGUUCCACUGUCCGUAACACCAGGUAUCGAAGCGGCUCUCAACAUCAUCACAGAUUAUCGACUAGAGCUCAAUUACAAGCAAAGCGCCUACAAAUAUUUGAAGUCAGUCCUCCUUCUCUUUAUAAAAUCAUCCACGCAUUUUCCUGAAAACUAUGAACUAUUAGUCGAGGCCGCUGUCAAAGCCUGCUCCCUUGAGAAGCUCGAGGCUGAGCCUGAUUAUUCUCCUGAGGCGAUGAGAAAUAGCAGCGAAUUUUCAAUACAGGAGGAAUUACUUGUCAAGCUACUCGAAUCCAUCUUCUUUGCCACUUCGAUACCGGAAAUUAAGGACGAAGCAAUGGAACUGAUAAACCAAGUCACUGAUCAUUUCUGCCUGCUCCAUGUAAAUAACACGCUUUUACACAAGAGGAACUACAGCAGCAUGUUCAACAUAGACCUGAAACAGCCCGAUGUCAUGAUAAACAACAACGUUCUGAUGCGAGCUAUCUCAUCUUCCUUGUCAAGCUACAUUGCUGAUGUCAGAGAAGCUGCUGUCAGCACCAUCAUUCGAAUCUACGACAAAAGCAAAUUGAUUUAUGGAGAAGAUUUGCUAUAUUCUCAGACACUGGUUGUAGAUUCACUGAAAACUUUCAUUCAUCAUUGUUACGAAGAAGCAUUUUACGAUAAACGGGCGGGUGUUCUAGGUAUGAGCACCUUGAUAGAAACAGUUGGAAUUUCAACCCAGCUCCUGAAGAAGCUACAAUUUGAAUUAGUUGAUGGAUUGUUAUUUGUCUUGAAAGACACUCCAGUACAAGCUCCCGCCAUCAUUUCCGAGAAUGCUGAGAAAUUGAUGCUGUGCAUCAUCAAGAAAACGUGUGCCGAUGUGAAGGAAGAGGACUUGAACUCAAAGACGUUACAAAACACCCUGACUGAUAUCGUUUGCGAAUUGAGCAACGCCAAUGAAGCGGUCAGAAAAGCUUGCCAAAGGUGUCUUGCCGCAGUAUCAGAGACCACCAGCAUCUCGGUCGUCAAAUUGAUGAAUCGUUCCAAGAACCUUUUGUUGUCGCCCAUUUUUGCUAAGCCUUUGAGGGCAUUGCCCUUUUCCAUGCAAAUUGGUAAUGUGGAUGCUAUAACAUACUGUCUAGGCCUGCCAGAUACAUUUUUGACUUUCAAUGAAGAGCUCUUCCGCUUACUCCAGGAGGCGAUUGUACUUGCAGACGCAGAAGAUGAUUCACUUUCUACAAUACAGAGAGCUACUGAAUACCGCACCUCAGAACAGCUAGUCCAACUUAGGGUUGCAUGCAUCAAACUGCUCGCUUUCGCGCUUAAAAAUGAAGAGUUUGCAGCUGCUCAGCAGGGAAAUAUUAGGUUCCGCAUUCUCGCAGUCUUCUUUAAGACAAUGCUGAAAAAUUCUCCGGAGAUUAUCAAUACAACGUAUCAGGCAUUGAAGGAUGUUCUGGCCGAGAAUUCGAGACUUCCAAAGGAAUUAUUACAAAAUGGUUUGAAGCCUAUGCUGAUGAACUUGUCAGAUCAUCAGAAACUGACCGUUCAUGGACUGGAGGCCCUUUCAAAGCUUCUGGAGCUUCUUAUCGCUUACUUCAAGGUAGAAAUAGGGAGAAAAUUGCUUGACCACAUGAAUGCUUGGUGUAGAGUAGAGGUUUUGGACACCUUGUUCGGACAUGACAUUAUCGAACAAACGCCUACAAAAAUCGUCGUUCAAAUUAUCAAUAUAUUUCAUUUGCUGCCGCCUCAAGCCGACAUGUUUCUCAAUGAUCUUCUACUCAAGGUCAUGCUCUUGGAACGUAAGUUGAGACUUCAGCUAGAUUCCCCCUUCCGCGUGCCACUGGCGAAAUAUCUCAAUAGAUUCCGUGGCCCAACGAUGAAGUACUUCAAGAAAAAUAUGGCUUUGAGGCAAUUGAUCCUUUUCAUGUGCAGUAUUAUUCAGAAGCCUGAGGCCAAAGAGUUGGCCGAAGACUUUGAAAAUGAAUUAGAAAGCUUUUAUGAGUUUUACGUGAGCAGCAUUCCAGCCAAUCAAGUGCGAGUGGUAAGUUUCUUCACUAAUAUGGUAGAUCUGUUUUCAACAAUUGCGAACGUGAGAGGUAAAGAUUGGAUUAAGGACAAGAGAGAAAUGAUUUUCAAGUUGAAGGAUAUGCUAACCUUGACGUUAAAAACCAUCAAAGAGAACAAAUUUUACAUUGAUUAUUUGCAACUCAACCAGGCGAUAAGAAACUACCAAGAGCUUUACCUAAGCUUUAUCAAGUUUUACCCAGACGAAAAGAAUUUAUUACUGGAUUUCUUUGAGUUUGCGACAGUCAAUGACAUUACUUUAUGUCACUCUUUCCAUUCUUACAUUUUUGAUAAUAUCAUUAGCACAUCUGACAAGAAGCACCAAAGCGAGUAUUUAUGCGCUAGUAUCGAGUUUGCCCUCAGUGACAGGUUAUUAGAGGCGCAGGUUUUCGUUCUCAAAAACAUUGUCAACGCAACCUUCAUAUAUGAGGCGGUUCGCUUCAAUUCAUUGACAGGUAGUACUGACGGGAACCAGAAACCGGAGUGGCUAGAGCUUCUUCACGAAAAGGUUUGGACUAGAUCGAAUGAAGUAAUACUGAAUAAUGUUGCAGGCCAGUACGACGUCUACAGGUUUGAGUUGCUACAACUAUCCGCAAUAUUUAUCAAAUGGGCUCCUGACCUUAUUUCAGAUUUCAAAAAAGAUGUCAUUAAGUUCAAUUGGCACUUUAUCAAACUCGAGGACAUACUGGUCAAGCAGGCAGCUUACAUGACUAUUGCAUCCUUCAUUUCAAGGUUUGAAUUUCCUAUCCGAGUGGUGACGCAGGUAUUUGUUGCAAUUUUAAGAUGCUCGCAAGCAGAAGCAAGAUUCCUAGCUCGCCAAUCAUUAGAUAUCCUUGCACCUGUUAUACACAAACGUAUGGAUGAAGCAGGAACACCUAACACUUGGGUUAAUUGGGUGAAGAGAGUUCUUUUCGAGAACAACUCAGCACAGAACAAUACAUUGUAUCAGUUCUUGAUCAAUCACCCAGAUUUAUUUUUUGAUUCCAGAGAUCUCUUCAUGUCUCACAUCAUUGUUCACAUGAGCAAAGUGACAUUCAUGUCGAACAGCACUCCUGAGAAUCAUACGCUUGCGAUUGAUUUAGCUUCACUAGUUCUCUACUGGGAAGACAAAGCACUAGAAAUUAAAAGCGUGAAAAAAGAGAGUGGCGAAGAUGCUGAUGUUGACAUGGGCACUGAAAAUGAGGUUGAAACAAACGUAGACGAGAAGCAACCGGCUAAGUCCAAUCUGGUUAUUGAAUACUCCGUGCCAAUGAAUCUCCGCGAGACAUGUGUUGCUUUCCUCAUACGGUAUAUCUGUUCCAGCAACCAUAGAGCUUCUGAAUCAGAACUAGGCUUAAGGGCACUCAAAAUUUUAUCGAGUUUCUUGUCCGAAAGGCACUGGCCAAAUGUGAACGUGAAGCUCUUUUACUUCGAAAAAUUUUUGAUGUAUCAGGACCUGGGUUCAGAGAACAUUUUAUACUAUUGCAUGAAUGCUCUUGAUGUGUUGUAUGUUUUCUUCAAGAACAAAUCGGCUAAGUGGAUCAUGGAGAAUUUGACUACGAUCCAGAAUCUUUUGGAUAAAUGCUUGCGGGUAGACCACCAUGAUAUUCAAGAGGCCUUACAAAAGGUUUUGGCCGUCAUUCUGAAGUCAAUUAAAGAAGAAGAGGUGAUUGCGGAGGUCGAGGAAGAGACCCCAGGUAAGAUGUUCAUAAAAACACUAACAACAACCAUCGAGCAGGAUCUACAGGGCACCUCAUCGGUUGCUGCAGGUAUCAUGCUUGUAUGGACCUUGUUUAUGGUGUUCCCACAAACCGUUGACCCUUUAUUGGGAUCAAUUAUGAGAACGUUCAGUAAACUGUGCAAAGAUCAUUUGAGCACUUCACAACCAAAAGACGCCACUGGCGUGGAGGAAGCUAGGAUCACCACUGGUUUAUUAGAAAAACUCCUAUGUUUACUUUCACUGAAAGUGUCUGUCCUUGGAGACUCACGUCGUCCAUUCCUAUCGACAGUAGCUCUUUUGAUCGAUCGUUCAAUGGAUCAGAACUUUCUGAGGAAGAUUGUUACCAUAUCCAGAAAUUGGGUCUUCAAUAAUGAAAUUUUCCCCACUGUCAAAGAGAAAGCAGCCAUCUUAACCAAGAUGUUAGCUUUCGAGGUUCGGGGCGAACCAUCAUUGUCAAAGCUAUUCUACGAAAUAAUUCUCGAUUUGUUUGACCAAGAACAUUUCAACAACACCGAAAUUACGGUGAGGAUGGAACAACCAUUUCUGGUUGGCACUAGAGUGAAGGACCAGACGAUAAGGAGAAAGUUCAUGACAAUACUGGAUAACAGCUUGGAUAGGGAUGUUAAGGAGAGACUGUACUACGUCCUUCGAGAUCAGAAUUGGGAAUUUAUAGCUGAUUAUCCAUGGUUGAACCAAGCAUUGCAGCUUUUGUAUGGUUCUUUCGUUAAGGACUAUACUUUAACUUUGAUCGAUGUUUACAGCUUAUCCACCCCAGCAACCCUCAAAGAAUUCCUACCAAAAAACAUCCUCGUUCCAACAGAGUCUGAGAACUCAGGUUUGUCCUCAUUCAUCAAAUCCCAUAUUGCAUCCUUUGAAAAUUUAUGUGAUGUUAAGGCUGCAGAUAUUUUUGAACCACUGAUCGAACUAUUCUACGAGGAUUCCGAAGUCAUUCACAAAACCUGGGUAAGCGUAUUUCCUCAGGCAUACAGAUGUAUUCCCCGCAAUGAGAAGUAUGGAUUUGUCCGAUCCUUGAUAACGCUUCUGUCGAAACAAUAUCACUCCAGGCAGAUAACGUCUAAGAACAAUGUCGUCAGUAUGCUGUUGGACUCCAUAAGCAGAGUUGAUUCUUUAGAACUUCCUCCACAUCUCGUCAAAUAUCUUGCGAUUUCGUACAACUCCUGGUAUCAGUGCAUAAAGAUUCUGGAGGCCAUUCCAAUAAACACCUCCAUCGACAACACCAAAAUCAUUGAAGCAAACGAGGACGCGCUUUUGGAGCUCUACGUCAAUUUACAAGAGGAAGAUAUGUUUCAUGGAUUAUGGAGAAGAAGAGCAAAGUACACUGAAACAAACGUUGCACUAUCGUAUGAACAGGCAGGCCUCUGGGACAAAGCUCAACAGCUCUACGAAGUUGCCCAAAUUAAGGCUCGUAGUGGAGCACUUCCUUACUCAGAGUCUGAGUAUGCCUUAUGGGAGGACAAUUGGAUUCUUUGUGCCGAAAAACUGCAAAAUUGGGAUAUAUUGACUGAACUUGCAAAACAUGAAGGGUUCACCGAUUUGCUUCUAGAGUGUGGAUGGAGGGUAGCUGAUUGGAGUGCCGAUAGGGAAGCUCUCGAGCAAUCAGUAAAGAGCGUCAUGGAUGUUCCAACACCACGUAGACAAAUGUUCGAGACAUUCUUGGCACUUCAAAAUUUCGCUGACACCAGGAAGGGCGAUCAAGAGGUAAGGCGGUUCUGCGACGAGGGUAUACAAUUGAGUCUCCAUAAGUGGGCAUCAUUGCCAGAAAGGUAUACACCUGCACACAAAUGGCUCUUGCACGGGUUUCAGCAAUACAUCGAAUUUUUGGAAGCAACUCAAGUCUACGCCAACUUACAUUCAACUACAGUUCAAAAUCUGGAUGUCAAAGCCCAAGAAGUUAAGCGGGUGUUACAGGCCUGGAGAGAUCGUCUUCCAAAUAUAUGGGACGAUGUCAAUAUGUGGAACGAUUUGGUCACAUGGAGACAGCACGCAUUUCAGGUUAUAAACAGUGCUUAUUUGCCUUUGAUUCCAGCUCUACAGCAAUCCAGUAGUAAUAGUAACGUCAAUACGCACGCGUAUCGGGGCUAUCAUGAGAUUGCUUGGGUGAUCAAUAGGUUUGCUCAUGUUGCUCGUAAGCAUAAUAUGCCUGAUGUCUGCAUAAGCCAGCUGGCGCGCAUAUACACGUUGCCUAACAUUGAAAUUCAAGAGGCCUUCCUCAAACUGCGCGAACAAGCCAAAUGUCAUUACCAAAAUAUGAAUGAGCUGACAACUGGGUUAGACGUGAUUAGUAACACCAAUCUGGUAUAUUUCGGCACUGUCCAGAAAGCAGAAUUCUUUACGCUAAAGGGUAUGUUCUUGUCCAAGUUGAGAGCUCACGACGAAGCAAAUCAGGCUUUCGCCACUGCAGUUCAAAUCGAUCUAAACCUGGCCAAGGCCUGGGCACAAUGGGGAUUCUUUAAUGAUCGUCGUUUGUCGGAAGAACCUAAUAAUAUCAGUUUCGCAAGUAACGCUAUCAGCUGUUAUCUACAAGCUGCAGGUUUGUACAAAAAUGCCAAGACAAGAAAGCUGUUGUGUAGGAUCUUGUGGUUAAUCAGUAUGGAUGAUUCGUCUGGCUCGCUAACUAACGCGUUUGAGUCUUUCCGUGGCGAGAUACCAGUGUGGUACUGGAUAACAUUUAUUCCUCAACUGUUAACAUCACUCUCUCACAAAGAAGCAAACAUGGUGCGCCAAAUACUAAUCCGCAUUGCCAAGAGUUAUCCACAGGCACUGCACUUCCAGUUGCGUACAACUAAGGAAGAUUUUGCUGUGAUACAGCGACAGACGAUGGCAGUCAUGGGAGAGAGAAAUGAAAAUCAAUCUCAAAACGGAAGUCAGAACAAUGGUCCACGCCAACCUUGGGAGCAUUUGCAGGAGCUGAAUAAUAUCUUAAAAACAGCAUACCCACUAUUAGCAUUGUCUCUCGAGUCAUUGGUCGCUCAAAUAAAUGAGCGCUUUAAAACCAGCACUGACGAGGAUUUAUUCCGGUUGAUCAAUGUAUUACUAAUUGAUGGAACUUUCAAUUAUAAUCGUCUUCCAUUUCCUAGAGGCAAACCUAAGCUCCCUGCAAAUACAGAAACGAACCUCAUUCGGUUCUCAGAAACAUUGCUAGCACCCCAUAUAAGGCCUAAAUUCAAUGCGGACUUUAUCGAUAGUAAACCUGACUUUGAAACAUACAUCAAGAGGCUAAGAUACUGGCGUAAACGUUUGGAAAAUAAACUUGACAGGGCACCAAAGGUUGAAAACCUGGAAAAACUAUGCCCUCAUUUGAGCAACUUCCAUCAUCAAAAAUUCGAGGAAAUCGAAAUACCAGGUCAGUAUCUGCUAAACAAAGACAGCAAUAUGCAUUUCGUGAAGAUUGCAAGGUUCUUGCCUCGUUUGGACUUUGUUAGAGGUACCCACUCCUCGUACAGGAGGCUGAUAAUCCGUGGCAGUGAUGGUGGACUACACUACUUUGCUGUACAAUACCCGUCGGUGCGUCACUCGAGGCGUGAAGAACGGAUGUCUCAAUUAUUCAGACUCUUCAAUCGGUCGUUGUCAAAGAAUGUUCAAACUAGAAGUCGUGACGUCGAGUUUACUUUACCUAUUGCGGUGCCAUUGUCUCCCCAAGUCCGGCUAAUGAAUGACAAUCCAGCAUACAAGACAUUACAUCAAAUCUACGAUCAAUACUGUGCUAAGAAAAAUAUGGACCCUGACACCAUUCAAGACUUUGUGACAGAGCAACUGAAUAUUGCUCAUGACAAAGCUCUACCGACUCCAGAUCUCACUGUUGUCAAGGUUGAGAUUUUCAGUUCCAUUCAAUCUAUGUUUUUGCCUACUACAGUUCUGACAGAUUACUUUAUGGCAUUGUUCAGUCAAUUCGAAGAUUUCUGGCUCUUCAGAAAGCAAUUUGCCUCUCAUUAUGGUGCUUUUGUGUUCAUGACCUAUAUGAUGAUGAUAAACAAUCGGACUCCUCAUAAGAUACACGUGGAUGAAAGGUCAGGCAAUGUGUUUACUUUAGAGAUGUUGCCUUCAAGGUAUCCAUAUGAAAGAGUGAAACCGCUCAUGAAAACCCAAGACCUAAAUCUACCUCUUGAUGCUCCAAUCUUCCACAAUAACGAACCAGUGCCUUUUAGACUAACUCCAAAUAUUCAGAAGCUCAUUGGUGAUUCUGCUUUGGAAGGUAUAUUUGCCGUGGAUAUGUUUGCCAUUUCGCGCGCUUUAAUGGAGCCAGACAAUGAGUUGAACACAUACCUGACAUUGUUCAUUCGCGAUGAAGUGAUCUCUUGGUUCAGUAAUUUACACCGUCCAAUUGCUGAGAACCCUCAACUACGGGAGAUGAUUCAAACAAACGUGGACUUGAUCAUCAGGAAAGUUGCUCAACUUGGUCAUUUGAGUUCAAAUCCUGCGGUCACAACCCAGUUCAUUCUAGAUUGUAUCAGUUCUGCUGUCAAUCCAAGAAACUUGGCUAAAACCGACUUGAACUAUCUUCCAUGGUUCUAG
Molecule: messenger RNA, 11205 nt
Organism: Torulaspora delbrueckii
Lineage: Eukaryota; Fungi; Ascomycota; Saccharomycetes; Saccharomycetales; Saccharomycetaceae
Gene: TRA1
Product: histone acetyltransferase TRA1
Exons: 1
Coding region: 1-11205 (3734 amino acids)
Biological process (GO): DNA repair; regulation of DNA-templated transcription
Cellular component (GO): nucleus; SAGA complex; NuA4 histone acetyltransferase complex
Molecular function (GO): protein binding; transcription coregulator activity
Source: RefSeq, a predicted model, not a curated record